GUGCGAAGCUCUUUCUGUGGAACAACCACAUUUCCUUUGAAACUAACGAACGAAACGGUUCAGGAAGGAUACUGUCAUAAUGGCCCGAUUGGUAAUCGUCUUAUGCGCCGUUGUCGCCGCAGCGUCCGCUGCUCCUUUGCUGUCGGUGGAGACACCGAUUCCAAUUCUAAGACAAAGCGCCGAGGGCCCGAAUCCGGAUGGAAGCUACAGCUACAACUAUGAGACAGCGAACGGCAUUCAAGCUCAGGAGGUCGGCUACCUCCGAUACCCCGGCACUACUGCUGAGGCUCAGGAAGCACAGGGCGCCUACAGCUACACAGCGCCGAACGGCGAGCUCGUCCAAGUGAGCUACGUGGCUAACGAAAACGGAUUCCAACCCCAGGGUAGUCACAUCCCCCCCAUACCACCGCAGAUUCUCAGGGCUCUCGAGUACAUCGCCGCUCACCCCGAGGAGAACAACAUCGAUGCUCAGUGAAGAAUAGACGGAACAUACAGCUCCCUGCAAAAGUAUCCAUUCAUACUUAGGUGUAUCAACACAAUGUUGACCGGUUACGAGUUAACUCGUGUUUGCAUUUGCAUCAGCUAUUUCAAUUUUUGAAACGCAGGAAAUAUAGAAUAUUAAAAGCAAACUGUUCAAAGUUGUAUAGAAAAUAUGACCAAAGUUUCAUUUCAAUUUAUUAUGUAGAAAUAAAGUAUGUUGAUGUUUAUUUAGGUUGUUUCAUUUUCAUGCUUUAAUUACGGAUUAAUGACGGAAUCACUACCGAUGACAUGGGAUAGCUUCAGCGUGGAAU
Messenger RNA from Nomia melanderi (Alkali bee), 791 nucleotides. RefSeq names its product cuticular protein 18 (gene CPR18). Gene Ontology annotation, molecular function: structural constituent of chitin-based larval cuticle. The record is from RefSeq and is a predicted model, not a curated record. NCBI's taxonomy places the organism in Eukaryota, Metazoa, Arthropoda, Insecta, Hymenoptera, Halictidae. Gene Ontology annotation, cellular component: chitin-based extracellular matrix.